AAAGCUCUGAAUGAAACGGCUACUAGUUUAGGCUACAAGUUAAAACUAUUUUUAUACUUAUAAAAGCGCAAAUAAUCAGAGCCAAACAGGUCACUUCACACUCCUUUUUUUUUCCCUUCUUCAGUUUGCACCGGCGAACCCGCGACACGCAGCACGGCGGGGUCGCCGCGUGCUAAUGGCGGCGUCCUCUUCCUCCUCCUCCUCCUCCCAGCAGCUGGCCGGCGACGGCGAGCUCAUCCUCGCGGCCUGCCAUGGCCGGCCGGUCACGGCCUACGACGCGGUGUCGGGCCACGUCGUGGCCGAGUUCCCGGCGCCGGUGAACACGUCGCGGCACGGCCUCGCCGUCGUCGCUGCCCCGGGCGCCGCGGCGCCCUUCGUCGCCGCGUCCCACGUCUGCCCCGUCACGGGCGCCGGCUCCGUGCUCCUCCUCCACUGGUGGUCGCGGGCGCCCGCGCGGUCGCUGCCGGUCCCCGAGCCGGUCGCGCCGCUCGUCGCGGCGCCGCGCGGCGGCUCCCACUCCCACCUCCUCGCCGGCGGCCUGUCAGGGCGCGUCCACGCCAUCGCGCUCCCGUCGGGCGACGUCGCGCGCUCCUUCCGCGCCCACGGCGGCAGCGCCCCCGUGUCGUGCCUCGAGCUCAGCGACGACGGCUCGCUCCUCGUCUCCGGCGGCUACGACGGCGAGGUAGCCGUGUUCGUGCUCCUCUCCGUCCUCGACGUCGACGCCGACGCCGACGACGCCAGCGUCUCCGCCGACCUCUCGCUCUACCGCGUGCCGGCGCACGCCGCGCCGGUGACCUGCGUCGCGUGCGGGCGCGGCGGGUGCGACGCCGUCGUGGCCACGGCCUCCAUGGACGGCACGUGCAAGGUCUGGACGCUCAAGGACGGUAGCCACCUGCGCACCCUCACGCUCCCAUGCACCGCGUUCUCGCUGACCCUGGACCACCUCGCCGCCCGCCUCUUCGCCGGCGGCUCCGACGGCCGCGUCCACGUCGCGUCCCUAAGCCCCGCCGCCAUCACGAGCUCGUCAUGGCACGCAAGCGGCAACACCAACGCCGCCCUCGUCGGCGUCGGCAUGGCGAACGGGAGCAAGAACCUCGUCACGUGCACGGAGGACGGCGAGGUCAGCGUCUGGGACAUACCAAGCGGGUUGCUCCUCGAUGCCUCGUUCCGGAUCAGCGGCGCGGUGACCGACGUGAUGGUGAUCAAGAAAUCCGCCGCCGCCGACGCCGCCGCCGGAGACAUGGUCAGGCCACGCGACGGCGGCGUGGGCUUCACCGGCGUGCGCGACGGCGAGGCCUGGAGGAGAGCCGGCGAGGUGGCGCGGAUGGAGCAGACGCUGCGGGAGUCGGAGGUGGAGAAGGCGAGGUCCGUCGAGCUCGUCGAGAUGGCCGUCGGCGGGUACAGGAGAUGCCUCCGGCUGAUGCUCCGGGAGGUGACCGCCACCGUGGCCGGUGGCGGCCGCCGUCCGAAUGACGUCAGCUCAUCGGACGGUCACGUCAGUGACUAAUACCACAACAACAAAUUUUUACAUCGAUACGAAUUGCUGGACUCUUACUACAGAGGUCAACUUCAUCUACGUUACAUUUUUUGUUGUUACAAUUCCAUUAAAAUUUGCUUCGAUCGCAAUUCACAGUUUUUCUCGCACAGAUGGUCCUAUCACCCACAAGUGAGAAUUACAUGACACACUCACAUAUGCCGCUGCAAGUGGCACGCUACACUAGCGCUAUGCCGCUUAGGGAUGAAAAUGGAGCGGAUACUAACAGUUGAUAUUCAUACCAUAUUUAUUUUCGUAAAUUUUGCUAGACAUAGAAACGAACACGAAUAGCUCAGAUAAAAAAUAAAUACUCCCUCCA
Oryza sativa Japonica Group (Japanese rice) is the source of this 1853-nucleotide messenger RNA. RefSeq names its product protein ROOT INITIATION DEFECTIVE 3. The record is from RefSeq and is a predicted model, not a curated record. Gene Ontology annotation, cellular component: nuclear pre-replicative complex. Gene Ontology annotation, biological process: rRNA processing; DNA-templated DNA replication. NCBI's taxonomy places the organism in Eukaryota, Viridiplantae, Streptophyta, Magnoliopsida, Poales, Poaceae. Gene Ontology annotation, molecular function: protein binding.